Molecule: messenger RNA, 504 nt
Organism: Fusarium subglutinans
Lineage: Eukaryota; Fungi; Ascomycota; Sordariomycetes; Hypocreales; Nectriaceae
Product: PKR1
Exons: 1
Coding region: 1-504 (167 amino acids)
Biological process (GO): vacuolar proton-transporting V-type ATPase complex assembly
Cellular component (GO): endoplasmic reticulum membrane
Source: RefSeq, a predicted model, not a curated record
AUGUCAUCCUUCGUCGUCAAGCUUUGGGAGGACAUUUUUACCCCAGGCCCGACGCCCACCAUCCUCAAGGCCGCGAAUGCCUCCUUCGCCGCUCUCCAAACCGUCCUAUUUUGUCUCUUGCUCGCGACGUACAAUAUCCACUGCGUCAUUCUUUCCAUCCUCUGUGGCGGUUUGUGGUGGAGCAUCAACUGGUUUGCCGCCGAGCUUGCCAUCGCGCAGCGAGAGCAGCGUGAAAAGGAGGAGAAAGAAAAGCAACAGCAGAAAGAGGUGUCGGGUAACGAUGGCGAAGACAGCGAGACGGAGGUCGAGACGACUGUCCCGAGCAAGCCGUCUCCCGUCGCCGUGACAACCUCUGAAGUUGCUAUAGGUGCUGCUGGAGUCGAGCCUCUUCAGUCAAAGGGCGAAGUGAAGCAACGUUCUGGGGCUACGGGUACACAAUCAAGUGUUAGUACGGAGGACGAGUGGGAGAAGGUAUCCGAAGCUGAGAAUGAGAAGGACAAAUAG